CCCUGUGCUACGAGGAGUCUCCCGACCUUCUGAGUCGCGGCGAACUCGGGUCCCAUUGCCGGAGAGCGCGGAGCCGCCCGCCAGCCCGGCACCAUGAGCGGCGACUUCCGGCGCGUGGCGAUACGGCGCAAGUCCAACCUGCCCCACCUGCCGCCGGGGGUCCCGCGGCCCUGGAGCGCCCCUGCCCAGCGCGUGGGGCUGGGGGGGCUGCCUGCCCCCGGGGGCCGCGCAUGCGCAGAGCCGGCAGGCAGCAGUACACGUCCAAAGGUCGCUCUGGUCCCACCGUGUCUGACAAGCAGCACGACCACACUGGUUAACCAGAAUGUGUCGGAAGAGGCUCAGGGAAUAAAUGGGAAGACACGAGCGAAACGCUGUGCUCCGAGUCCAAAGCCGCAAGUGCCUCCAAAGCCAAUACAUCUGCAGCAUUCACCUUCGUCCAAUAUACACCAAACCCCCAGACAUAAAGCUUUACCUAGAGCAAAACCCAGGAUGGAGGAAGUUAAACCUGCCUCUGCUUCUUGUGUCUCAAAAGAAAAACCCAGUAAGGUAUCAGAUCUCAUCAGUCGCUUUGAAGGAGGCAGUGCGUUGUCUAGUUACAAUGAUCUGAAGAAGGACUCUGCUGUGAACCCCAGCACUCCCCGCACCCCAGGCCGGCACGGAUUGACACCCACGGCUCCACAGAAGCCUGUAUCCCAGCACACAGUGCAGAGGCCGGGAGAUGACACAGAUCCAGCUCAGGCCGGACAGGCCCAGGUGGCCAACGGCAUGAUGGCAGCGCCACUGCAGCAGGCAGAGUGUGGGACGGGUGUGGUGGCCUCACCCAGCCAAGAUCCUCCAGUUCAGGCCACCACGCCCUCACUGGAAGUGCAUUUACUGAACGGAGAGCAAGAGGCAGCCACCACAGGCUCCAUGUUGCCUGUCUCCGAUGACCUCGAUGGUGAUGCUUUGGACAGUAGCUGCAGGACUCCAGGUGCAGGCCCAGAGCUCCCCCUGAAGGGAGAGGUGGCUGAGACUGAAGCCCGGCUCCAGGAGGGGGAGAAUGGAGAGAGCCCGGGGGAUCAGGAGCAGCACCCCGAGACCAAGGAAACAAAUGAGCAAAAACUUCACAAAAUAGCCAAUGAACUUUUGCUCACAGAAAGAGCUUACGUCAACCGACUUGACCUCUUAGAUCAGGUAUUUUAUUGUAAACUAUUGGAAGAAGCAAACCGAGGCUCAUUUCCAGCAGAGAUGGUGAAUAAAAUCUUUUCUAACAUUUCAUCAAUACAUGCCUUCCAUAGUAAAUUCCUAUUGCCAGAGCUGGAGAAACGAAUGCAAGAAUGGGAAACCACUCCUAGAAUUGGAGACAUCCUUCAAAAACUGGCACCAUUCCUUAAGAUGUAUGGAGAAUAUGUGAAGGGAUUUGAUAACGCAAUGGAAUUGGUUAAAAACAUGACAGAACGAAUUCCCCAGUUCAAAUCAGUGAUUGAAGACAUUCAGAAGCAGGAGAUCUGUGGGAGCCUGACUCUGCAGCACCACAUGCUGGAGCCCGUUCAGCGGAUUCCCCGCUAUGAGAUGCUUCUGAAGGACUACCUAAGGAAGCUGCCUUCCGACUCCCCGGACUGGAGUGAUGCAAAAAAAUCACUUGAAAUUAUAUCUACAGCAGCAAGUCAUUCUAAUAGUGCAAUAAGAAAAAUGGAAAACCUAAAGAAACUCUUAGAGAUUUAUGAAAUGUUGGGAGAAGAAGAAGACAUUGUCAAUCCUUCAAAUGAACUAAUAAAAGAGGGACAGAUACUCAAACUAGCUGCUCGCAACACAUCAGCACAAGAACGCUACCUGUUCUUAUUCAACAACAUGUUGCUCUACUGUGUGCCCAGAUUCAGCUUGGUGGGCUCAAAAUUCACAGUGCGGAACAGGGUUGGAAUCGAUGGAAUGAAAAUCAUAGAGACUCACAAUGAAGAAUAUCCACAUACUUUCCAGGUGUCUGGGAAAGAGCGAACGCUAGAACUGCAGGCCAGUUCUGAGCAAGACAAAGAAGAAUGGAUCAAGGCCCUUCAAGAGACUAUUGAUGCUUUUCAUCAAAGGCAUGAAACCUUCAGAAAUGCAAUUGCAAAGGAUAAUGACAUUCACUCUGAGGUCUCUACCGCGGAGCUGGGGAAGAGAGCCCCACGGUGGAUCCGAGACAAUGAAGUGACCAUGUGUAUGAAGUGCAAAGAGUCGUUCAACGCACUGACUCGGAGGCGGCACCACUGCCGAGCCUGUGGACAUGUGGUUUGUUGGAAGUGUUCUGACUACAAAGCCCAACUGGAGUAUGACGGAGGAAAGUGGAGCAAAGUUUGUAAAGACUGUUAUCAAAUAAUAAGUGGAUUCACAGACAGUGAAGAAAAGAAAAGGAAAGGAAUCUUAGAGAUCGAAUCAGCAGAAGUAUCAGGAAACAGCGUGGUAUGCAGCUUUCUUCAAUACAUGGAGAAGUCGAAGCCUUGGCAGAAAGCUUGGUGUGUGAUUCCCAAGCAAGACCCUCUCGUGCUGUACAUGUACGGGGCCCCCCAGGAUGUCAGAGCGCAGGCUACAAUUCCACUUUUGGGUUACAUCGUAGACGACAUGCCAAGGAGUGCGGACCUGCCACACAGUUUCAAACUGACCCAGUCGAAGUCUGUGCACAGCUUUGCUGCAGACAGUGAGGAACUGAAGCAGAAGUGGCUAAAAAUCAUCCUCUUAGCUGUCACAGGUGAGACACCAGAUGGUCCAAAUGAGCAUCUAGCCAGCCUGGAUGAUCACCCCGAACCUAAGAAUAAAUCCGAAUGCUGAAUUCCUGCAAGAUGUACAACGAGAGACAUUGCCAGCUCUCGUUGCUCAUUUCUUAGCACUUUAUGUUGAAAAUACAGGCUCAUGAGCUGGGGAUUUAGCUCAGUGGUUCUGGCGCCUGCCUCGCAAGCAGAAGGUCCCAAGUUCGAUCCCCGGUACCAAAAAAAAAAAAAAAAAGAAAAGAAAAAAAAGAAAAUACAGGCUCAUAAAUGCAUCUGUGGGGGACUAAUUUCUUAUGUUUGUGUACUCUUGGUAAAAUUAAUGUGCACCGCCAUUCUCCUGAUAAAGUUUAGAAGUAAUGUGAAAAAUGGAGAUUUUUUUAAAAUCAGCUUUUCCUUAAACGUGCUUUCUGUCUUGAAGAAAAUGGUGUUGAUUGUGUCACUACCAGGUAGAAUGGUCCACUUUCAUUACAGAAAUCCUUCAUUGUCUCUCCUUUCUACAUAGGACCUGUAACAGUUUGAAAGAUAUACCUCCAUAUUGCCAAAAUAGAUCCAUGGUGAAAAAUACAGGGACAAGUUAGGGAAUUGUAUUAACUUACUUAGUUUAUAAAUCUCAAGCUGCAUAAAUGGUGUCCUUUUACAACGAGAAAAAGGACAAAUUGUGGUGUUCAGACUUCUGACUUAUUAAAAAUAAGAUACGUGUUUUUGUAGAAAUACUCCUAAGAAUACAAUAUCUAAAGUACAUAGCAAUUACCUGUGUAUAGUAUCAAAUAUAUACUAUACAUGCUUUUCUCUUCAGCUUUAGGUUCACAUUCAUCUUUAAUUUAUUAAACUUUAAAGCAUGUUUUAUCUUGGAAUUGAGCAGUGUUCUAAACUUAAGUGUUUUUGGUGAUUUAUGUUUAACAGAUUGGUAUCUAAGGGUAUUGAUAUUUUUAUAAUAAGAAAAAGUAAUUUAUGUGGCAUGGGAUAUAUUAAAUAGUGAAUUCCAACAGUAUUUUUAGAGUACUAUUUUUUUGGUCUGUGCCUAUUUAAAACAGUGCCUCUUUUAGAAGGUGCUAUUAAUAGCUGUUUAAAUAUAAGGGUGAGGGUUUAGCUAAUAUUUCUGUCUUGAUUAUUUUGAAGUUAAAAUGCAUUUUAAUCACUGGGUUAGUCAAAGGCAUACGGGUUAUUUUAUCCUUUACAGUAAUAUAAUUGUUGCAGUAGUUAACAUCAGCAUGUACAAAAAUCUUUACCAAAACUUGAACUGAUAAGACACCUGACCUUACACAGAACUGGAAUAUUUGGAAACUACUUUUACCCUUUCUCUAAGCCUGUUAUGGGGAAAUAAUGACUGUCUAUAAUGAAUGCUCCAGAUAACCUUGUGGGCCUAUUCUUUUGUCAGAUAUGGGGCAGGGUUUGGUUGAUAGAUAGUAAAGGAAGUUUAUGUUCAGCCACCUCACCAGAAAAAAGGGAAAACAUUAGAAAAAAACCAAUAUUUUAAUGGCAGAUUUUCUGAAUGAUUGAAGAAAGUGAGAAUUUUUUUCCCUUUUAUCCUCUGAAAUUUGACAAAUUACGAUUCUUUGUUACCAAGACUGUUAAAAUUCCACAUGGAUCAUUUAACUUAAUCCUUUCCCCAAAUUAGAUCCCCUCCUUUCACUGACAUACCCCGUGCAUUACCACUUUUUAUCCACAAGAAUGACCCUGUCAUCCUCAGACUUGAGGACUACAUCUUAAAUGGAGACUAGACUGACUCCGAAUCUGAGACUGCCUCACAUGUGUUCAGGCCUUGUUGCUUUAAGAAAUAAAUAGCUCUUAUUUUGUUCCACGCCAGAGAAACAAGUGAACCAAUUAUGGAUGAAAAUUAGGUUUCCUUCCUGCAUGACAGGAAUGCCAGCCAUGAUCAUUAACAUUAAACCAAAUAUUUUAGGUAGCUUCUUAUGCCCUAUUAAAUCAGGCCAAACUAAAAGAAAUUUUGCAUUCCUUUCUCUCAGCUGCCCACUGUGUGUGUGUGUGUGUGCACACGCGCGCAACAGAGACAGGCAGACAUAGGUGUUUGAAGCAGUAAUUGAGAAAAUUAAACUACAGCUAUAGAUGCUACUUUGGUUUCUUUAACCUCAAGAAAAGAGAAGCGAUAAAAAUUUAGGAUGAUUAUCAGAUGAAGACUUUCAUAAUUGUGUUUAGAACAAUGGGUGUAUGUGACAAUUAAAUUUGAGUCAGAUUUUUCUUGAAAACUAUUUGAACGGCAAGAAUUUAUACUUACCCUACCAUUAAGUUCUUCAGGAAUAGAUGUAACGUGGGUAUAUUAAACCUUAGGUUAUUGAAUACUGUAAAGAGAAUAUUUAUUACCAUGCUUUACAUUAAUUUUCAUUAACUUAUUAAAAAUGGGAAAUAUUAAGAUUUCUGGCUAUCCAGUCACCGUCUUCACUUUUUACCCCACAUUCUUCAGCCAGGCACAAAGAGAAGCAGUGAAUCAGCCUUACUCAUUUCUCUUUUAAAGAAUCAUUAAUAGUUUUACUUGGAGGGAGGCAAAGGAAUGUUUUGGGAACUUUUUAAACAUUCAGCUGAACUAAAAUACCUCAAUGAGCAGCUGGGUACAGAAUAGUGUUUUUCCUCUCCAAGACACCUGAACUGACCUGACAAAUUGCACCUAAAAAAAAUAAAAUCAGGGCCUGGGAUUUAGCUCAGUGGUUCUGCUGCCUGGCCUCAUAAGCGGAAGGACCCGAGAGUUUGACCCCGGUACCCAAAAAUAAUAAUAAUAAUAAAAUAAAAUCAUUGGUUGCUUUUCCCUAUUAAAAUCAAUGUUCUAUAUGGGCCUUAAUUUGUUAUUGUCUCUGAUUUGGUGCUUUCCCAAGUCAUCCUUUUUUAAAGCUCCCUUCCUUCAAGCUUUUUAAAAAUACUUCUUGAGUAAAACUGCUAUUCAUUAGAAAACAUUUUGAUUUUUUUAAGCUUAAAUUUUGCUUUGUUGAAAGUCUGCCAUUUAGUACCAUAAGUGCGAGAGGAGAUUGCAGACUUUAUCUCAUGGUUGUAAGUGAGCUUGAUAAUGAAAAAUGCCACCAGACACUUUGGUAAUAAUGCCAUCUACCAAUGCCAUCAUGUAUUCAAGCAAUAAAACUUUCCUGGUGUGGUUUUCUACUGAAAGUUUAAUGUGGAGGACCCUAGCCACAAGCAUAGAGAGAAUUAACUUCCUAGAAGUGAUAUGAUGAUACAUAUUGCUGAGUAAAGGGAAGAGAAUUGGGGAUGGGGGAAUCAUUCCUAUUCAAAUAUAGUGGACCCUUGACUUACGAACUCAAUUCGUUCUCUAGGGCGGUUGUAACUCAGGUUGGUCAAUUGAAGGCUCAGGCUCUUCUACACCGCCUUCAAAGUCUCUCUCCUGUAUACGGGCAGAUCUCAGUGUCCUUAGAGAGACAUUGGCCCAGGGUUUCUCAAUCCCACUUAGGAAAGGAUGUCAUAAUGUUCCUUCCAGAACUCUUUAAGGGUUAAAUCUGUAUCUGAGACCAUCUAGAAGCACAAGCACCUGGCAUUCGGGUUGUAACUCAAGACUCUGUAAUUUAAAACUAAAAUUCUGGUGGUAACCCGAGUUGUUCAUAUGUCCAGCCAGUUGUAACUCGAGGGUCCACUGUACUAUCAAAAACAUUUUUACUUUCAGAAACGGUAUAGGUAGUAAAACAGUUAAAGCACACCUGCACUAUUAAGCUAUAUUUUGUUGUCCAUGAAGUUCAAUUCAACAUAUAUGUUGGCAUACUUAUUCUCACUUGGCUGUCCUACUACAAAUUUUUUUAAUUACCAAAAUUUUUACAGGAACUACCUUUUCAAAUUUCUCUGUGGAUUUUGUUAGAGUACUUAUUCUAGUUAGUUAUUUAGUUAUAAAGAAAACUGUUAAAACUUCCUGGUAUUGCAGGGUUGUUAAAGAUCCAUUGAUGCCUUCUAAGAACCUUUUCUCAAAAAUACUUCUGCAAGUUCCUAUUUCUAUCUUUUUCUUAUUUCUAUUUUAUGGAGACAGUGUGGGGCUUUCUCCUCCCUUCACAUUUUAGAUCUCAUUUCUUUGUAUCUAAAGCCUUAAGUUAUUCUGAGCAUAGUGUCUGUGAUACAUCUCUAAUCAUGACUUUUCUAUAUAAUGUGUAUAUCUGGAGGAAUAGCACCAAUGAGAGCAAAUAAAUUUCUAGGGAACAAAGGUCUAAUUUUUUUGGCAAGUAUCCUUGCUAUAAUGCAGAGUAGCUAUAUGAAAAUUUAUACAUCACAUGAUAUUCAUAGUUGUCUUAAGGAUUAAGCACAUGGACUUUAUCAGCUAAAAUCUGAAAGACAAGAAUGUCUUUGUUUUUAUUCUAAAAUUUUGAAUUCUCCAAGCAUGUGUCAAAAUCAGAACUGGGGCUCACCAGUUCCUAUUCUUAGGGCUCUAUUGAUAUCUGAUAUCUAUAGUGAAUCAUUUUACUUCAUUCUUACCCAGUUUUAUUAAAAUCAAACCACUUUUCAUUUUCAUACCACAUACUGUCUUACUAUAGCUUCUCUAGAUUUAGAAAGUGAGUACGUGUUAUGUAGAGACCUCUAGGUCUACUUAAAAACCCUUUCUGUGAAUUUAUACCUCUAUGUACAUAUGUAAAAAUGGUUGAUUUUCAAUUCUCUCCUUCCAUAGGAAUGAAAUUUUUAUAGAAAUUUUUCUUUAAGUAUUUUAACAUAAAUUAUUCACGUGGAUUUUUAAUGUAUAAUUCAUCCUUUUACAUGCCCUCACUCUUAUUUUGUCGGGGGAUAGGAUGGACAGGAAUGAGAUUAGAGACUGAAACAACCAAGAAUGAACAGAGAGAAGAUAGAUAGGCUGCUCGUCUCCAGAUCAGAGCCAUGGAUGUUAGGAGGAAAAUACUCAGAUUGCACAAGGAGUAUGAACUAUAAGAUACAAAUCCACGUACUUGCAUGCUGGUGUGACCCACUGCACCCAGGCUCUGACCUUGGCUUCUAAGUUACAGACUGCAGAAUCUUGUCAUUUUAUUUUCUUUAAGGUUUUAAGAGAUAAUUUCAUUCUCUUGGACCAUUUUCUCUGCAGUUUACUGGGGCAAACAUUCCUCUAAUGCCAGUCAUGGUAUUAUACUCUCUCGACUAAACCCUUGGCAGAGCACAGUGUCUUCUACAUUGAGGUGAAAUAGCACAAAGCUUCUACAAGUUAACCUGUGGAGGCCCUGAGUUACAUAAAGGUCGUCCCUUUUCCUAAAAUUCAUUGUGGUAGGUUUGGUGAAAAAGCAAAUCAAGAAAUCUUCGUAUAUUUUAAUAAGUUAAUACUAAAUAGAGUGAAAUAUAGGUUUGGAAGAAACAGUAGUCUGUGGGAACCAUUAUAACAGAAUCAAAUUAUAUAUUACAUAGUAUAUGGAUACUGGAAUUAUCAUGGGGGGUUGUCUUUCAUUAGCAAAACAAUCGUUAUCUAUAUAGAAAAGGUUUUUUUUUUUAAAAAAAAGACUAGGAUUUCAUCUUGUGACAAUUGACUGGUGUUUAAAAAUAAGUAUUAUCUUGAUUGUUUUUAUUUGUUGACUAAGUUUGAGAAGAUGUGUUAUCAUAAUUUCAGAGUUGACUCUAAUGUGAAAACUGUACAUAAUGAUUUUUCUUUGCUAGCUGUAUGAAUGUAAAAUACUUGCAGAUAGUGUAUAUACUGUGUAACAUAUGUAUAUUUGGUCAUAAAGGCAGAUAAUUGAAAACAUUGUAAAAUUAAGCACUUUAAUUCCUAUUAAAUAUUAAACAUUUGUAUCUUGUAAAUAAACAUCCUUAAAUCAUU
Messenger RNA from Heterocephalus glaber (naked mole-rat), 8454 nucleotides. It is a transcript of the gene Fgd4, whose product is annotated as FYVE, RhoGEF and PH domain containing 4. Gene Ontology annotation, cellular component: cytoplasm. Gene Ontology annotation, biological process: cytoskeleton organization; filopodium assembly. Lineage: Eukaryota; Metazoa; Chordata; Mammalia; Rodentia; Bathyergidae. The record is from RefSeq and is a predicted model, not a curated record. Gene Ontology annotation, molecular function: metal ion binding; guanyl-nucleotide exchange factor activity.